Molecule: messenger RNA, 1455 nt
Organism: Argiope bruennichi
Lineage: Eukaryota; Metazoa; Arthropoda; Arachnida; Araneae; Araneidae
Product: protein SSUH2 homolog
Exons: 10
Coding region: 99-1022 (307 amino acids)
Source: RefSeq, a predicted model, not a curated record
UCGAUGCUGUAGAGGAAGAAAAGCUCUCUGAUCUGUUUGACAAAGAUGUUUCUUUGAGACGAAAUCUUUGUGCACUUGCUGUAGAAACAACUGCAACAAUGGAAGCCUCAGAAACCGAUUUACCUUCAUUAAGUGAUCAAGAAAUUCGAGAUCUUUGCUUUGAGUAUAUUCAAGAUUACUACUGUUACGGAUCCAAAUUUAUUAGCGAUAUGAUUCUUACCGAUAUCAAGACGGAAUUCAUUUAUCAUUAUAGGUUGGAGUCAUUUACAGAGAAGAGGGAAAGUUCUGAUGCGGCAUAUCCAUACUAUGGUCAGCCAGUAGAUGGAGCUGAAAACGGCAGGGCUCCAGGAUUGUGGGAUAUUCCUAUAGGUGCUCCGAAAUGGUUCACUGAGGAAAAGAGAAGCGCUGAAAUUCCUCAUACCUCGUAUGUGAAAACAUGCGGAAGAUGUAAUGGGACCAAGAAAGUGACCUGCCCAAGAUGCAUUGGAACUGGAAUGGCAAAAUGUCCUACUUGUUCUGGUAAGGGUAAAGAUAGUGAAGACAAUUUUUGUACAGAGUGCCGUGGUAAGGGGAAAAUCAGCUGCUGGUUAUGCAGCAAAACAGGUUCGGUCUCGUGCAAAACUUGCAGCGGCACUGGAAAACUGAAGCACCAAAAGCAAUUAGACGUGACAUGGAGAAUCCAUCCUGAAGACUUUUUUACGAAUACAUAUGCUUUGCCAAAACUGUACCUCCUUGAAGCUGAAGGAAAAGAAAUUCUUAGGCAAGAGGGACAAACAGUUCAGCCAAUCAAUUUUGAACAGAACGCUGUCUUAAAUGAAGGGUCAGUAGCAUUAAUAGCAAAACACAACUCAUCCUUUUCAGAUGAAAAAAUCCUAGCCCAGAGGCAUUAUCUUCGUAAAAUUCCCCUUACAAAGGUGAUGUAUGCCUGGAGUGCGAAGAGGGGAGAAUUUUAUAUCUAUGGCUUUCAAAAUAAGGUCUAUUUUGAACACUAUCCUCAACAAUGUUGCUGCGUUCCUUGUUGACAUUCUAUUACGAGCAAUGAAAUUACUUGAUUAAAUCUCCAUCCACUAAUUUGAAGAUAAUCUCCAGCUGAAUGUUAUUUUAUUAUUUAACUGAAAAUAGGUUUAUUGUAAUUUUGAAUCGCAGUCAUUUUUUUAAAAAAAUGCGCAUUAACAUCAGUUUUCUUGCAAAUAAUAAGCUGAUGUGUAACUCUCUUAAUCUUAAGAAAUGAAAAUCGCAUCUUAAUUAUACGCUUAAACGCUGUCUCAUUAUGACUUUUUAAAUUAAUGCAACUUACUGUCUAAUUAAUACAAUAUAUCCAAACCUAUAAAAUUCUUUACAAUAUAUGUUACUAUAUAAUUCGAAUUCAUAUUUAUGUAAUCACUAUACAGAUAUAUUCUUUUAAAAAGUGAUAUAUUUCCUUUUUUUAAAAAAUUCAUGUUUUUAAAGGUAAAU